AUGAAAAGAUUUUUCGAAAGCGGAAGCUCAAAUACUAAAAAACAGAAAACACAGGCGAAUCGUAAAUAUGACGAUAGUUACUUACAAUUUGGAUUCGUUGUAAAAUUUGGUUCUGAGAAUUCUACUCCGUUACCUCAAUGUGUAAUUUGUCAAGAAACACUUUCGAAUCAAAGCAUGAAGCCAUCGCUACUUAAGCGCCACCAAUUAUCGAAGCAUCCAGAAACAGAAAAUAAACCUAUUGAAUUUUUUCAGAGAAAAGUUACUAUUUUCCGAAAGGAAUCGAAAUGCAUGUCUAGUUUUACGAACUUUAAUGAAAAUAUCGUUAAAGCAUCUUAUUUAGCAAGUUUAAUUAUUGCUAAAGAUGGAAAACCACACACAAUUGGGGAAACAUUAGUGUUGCCAGCAGCAAAAGAAAUCGUGCGAUGUGUUCUUGGAGACAAGGCUGCAAAAGAGAUAGAAAAAGUGUCACUUUCAAACGAUACAGUCAAAAGAAGAAUUGAUGACAUGUCGUCGAAUAUAAAAGAAAAAAUAUUGCUUUAUGUGAAAGAUUGUAAUUUCUUUGCUCUACAAAUUGAUGAGAGUACUGAUAUUGCUAACAUGGCUCAAUUAAUUGUAUUCAUACGUUUCGAUCGCAAUGAUGAAAUUAUUGAAGAGUUUUUGUUUUGUAAGCCUUUACAAACCCACACAACAUCAGAAAUUAUUUUUACAACCAUUAAUGAAUAUUUGAUUGAAAUAGAUCUGCCGUGGAGUAAAUGUGUGGGUUUUUGUUCUGAUGGAGCAAGGGCAAUGACUGGAAGGCUGACCGGAGUUGCAACAAGAAUAAAAAAAGUUGCCCCAUUAUGUAAAACUAUGCAUUGCAUGAUUCACCGGCAAGCAUUAGCAUCCAAAAACAUGCCUAGAAGUUUAAAAUUAGUUCUUGAUAGUGCUGUCAAAAUCGUAAAUCUAAUCAAAGCCAGACCUCUCAAUUCAAGAUUAUUCACAGUAUUAUGUAACGAAAUGGGCAGUACUCAUAACUCUCUUCUUCUCCACACAGAGGUAAGGUGGCUUUCACGAGGAAAAGUCCUCACCAGACUAUUCGNUUAUUUCGCAAGUAUCUAAGAAUGAUCUUUCAGCAUUCGAGACACUUAACACAUUUUGGAACGAUAACGAAGUUCAGCCAAAUUCAAAUAUAAUUACAGACAUUUCGGAACACCUACAAUCACUAAAAUCCAAUGUUUUACAAUAUUUCCCUGAGGAUAACUCAGAAAUGAAAUGGAUCAUAAACCCUUUCGUAGAUGAUUAUAUUAAGAAUAUUCCAGAUGGCAUUUUGGCAAAAGAAUUAUUUAUUGACUUAACCAGUGACUCUACCCUAAAAACCGCUUUCAAUAACAAAAAUAUCACUAAUUUUUGGCUGGACGUGAAAAAAGAAUACUCGGCAUUGUCCACACAAGCUUUACAGUUUUUAAUCCCUUUUGUAUCAACAUAUCUGUGCGAAAAAACAUUUUCUGACUUAUUGUACAUAAAAAAUAAAUAUAGAAGUAGAUUAAACGUAGAAAGUGAUUUAAGACUUAAAGUUACCAAUUUGGAGCCCGAUAUUGAUGUCAUCGUUCGUUCAAAACAACACCAAUCGUCUCAUUGA
This is a messenger RNA of Cinara cedri, 1618 nucleotides long. The record is from the annotation of a GenBank genome assembly. Lineage: Eukaryota; Metazoa; Arthropoda; Insecta; Hemiptera; Aphididae.